This is a messenger RNA of Ricinus communis (castor bean), 1566 nucleotides long. RefSeq names its product cyclin-U1-1. Bases 578 to 1270 code for a protein of 230 amino acids. Gene Ontology annotation, biological process: regulation of cyclin-dependent protein serine/threonine kinase activity. Gene Ontology annotation, molecular function: protein kinase binding. The transcript has 2 exons. The record is from RefSeq and is a predicted model, not a curated record. NCBI's taxonomy places the organism in Eukaryota, Viridiplantae, Streptophyta, Magnoliopsida, Malpighiales, Euphorbiaceae.
AUCGCCAUGUGUAAUUCCCAUUAUCCCUGUUGGUGUGGAAUGUGAAGGAUGUGAUGCUUCAGGAGAAGAAUCAAAAGAUUUCAAGUUUGAGAAGCUGAAAGUGUUGUAUUCAGGAUACAUCAACUAACACCUUUUAUUUUGGCAGGUCGUUAUAUUUGUCUAGUACUACCAAAUAGUUGCUGGUCACUGCCCUAUUUUCUGGCUUGUCAGAAAAAGAUAAACCACUUGUUUCAUGAAUUGCUAUUAUUAAGGAAGCUAUCAUCUUCAUUGUCUUAAUCCAUUGUCAUCUUCUAGUGGGAGCUUUACCAAUCAAAUUGCUUGAAAGUCUUAGUGUUACCUACAUCCACACCUCUAUAUCCUACCAUUUCUUCCAUACAUUUACAUCAAAGGCCAACAUUCUGUAAAGUGGUAGUUCCACUUAGAGAUCAGCAAUGCACACGUGUCAAAAAUCCAUUUCACGCAGAUAACACACAGGAACCCACUUGCAAACGAGAGUUCAGAAAUUGUUAGCCACUCAGAUGUUUCAAAAACUCUCCCUUUACUUUCUUCAAAUUUGAUGGAGCAAAAUAGCUUCUAAAUGUUAGCCAGAGACAAGCUCACCACCAGCCAAAGCCGGCAGCCAGAGCCGAGUCAAUCUGAGCAAACCACACCAAGAGUCUUAACCAUAUUGUCUACGGUGAUAGAGAAGCUAGUGACUCGAAAUGACCGGCUUGUAGAUGGCCUGAGCCAUAGGGUGGAUGGAAUGAGCUCAGGACUGACUCAUCUAGGGAAGAGCUUAAAUGCAUUUCAUGGCGUAAGGGCACCUACUAUAAGCAUCCCCAAGUACUUGGAAAGGCUAUACAAGUACACAAAUUGCAGCCCAUCCUGUUUUGUGGUUGGAUAUGUGUAUAUAGACAGGCUGUUGCAUAAGCACCCCGACUCUCUUGUGAUAUCACUGAAUGUCCAUAGAUUGCUGGUUACAUCUGUCAUGGUUGCUUCUAAGGUGCUGGAUGAUGUGCAUUAUAACAAUGCAUUCUAUGCAAAGGUUGGUGGAGUUAGCAAUGCAGAAUUGAACAGGCUGGAAAUUGAACUACUUUUCCUUUUGGAUUUUGGGGUUAUGGUGAGUUCUCGAAUCUUUGAGAGCUAUUGCCUGCAUUUGGAAAAGGAGAUGCUGUUGCAUGGUGCUAUCCAGAAAAUUGAAAGGACAAUACCCUCUAAUUCCUUGGAUGAUGUGACAGAAAUAUUGGUAGAAGAUAUGCAAAAUUCUUCACCACCUCAACUAGUGGACUGACUCUUCCUAGUUAUUUUUCUCAGCGAUUCUCUUGCUCACAGAAUCAUGUAAUAUGACGAAAUGCUCAAAGUUGCCCCAUGUUUGCAGGACAUAUAAAGGAAACGAAAGGUAACUGAUACCAGGAAAUUAUCUGGGUGUUUUGGAUUGCAGGAAAAAAGGAUACAUUCAAUUAGUUAUAUGGAAUUCAAAAUCCCGAGUUUUUACGAAUCAAAGAUGCAUGAAAGGAUGUUGUAAUGCAAAAUCAAUUAGUUGGGUGAAAAAGGAAAUAAAUAAUCCUGUCAGCAUCCGCAAAUGCA